This is a messenger RNA of Drosophila gunungcola (fruit fly), 2379 nucleotides long. RefSeq names its product hemicentin-1 (gene dpr4). The record is from RefSeq and is a predicted model, not a curated record. The transcript has 6 exons. NCBI's taxonomy places the organism in Eukaryota, Metazoa, Arthropoda, Insecta, Diptera, Drosophilidae. Gene Ontology annotation, cellular component: neuron projection membrane. The coding region runs from base 1070 to 2056 and encodes 328 amino acids. Gene Ontology annotation, biological process: synapse organization.
CCUGAAUAGUCCUGUAAGCUCGCCGAGAUAGACACGGAAUCAGUUCCAGCACGCGAAUCCUGCCGCAAGGAUGCCCGUCCGCCGCCGUCGGAGAAAUCAGUCACAGGGGUCGAACCGGGGAAAGGGAAAGUGCCAUCGCCACAUCGCCACAUUGUGCCACAUUUAAAAAUGAAAACAGACGAAGAAAGUAUGAAGUGAGGGCAAGUGAGGAGCAUAAGCAAAAGCAGAAGCAUAAGCAGAAGCCAAGCCAAAAGCCGUUUAAUAACUAAAUCGCACGGAGCCAUCGUUGGUCACGUCCCGAGACGGAUACACAAAAUGCCUCUCUCCGCGUAUCGGUGUGUGCUCCAGCCAGCCCCUGCCUUAGUGUGAGUGUGCAUACCUAUAGGGCCGUAGCACCUAAUGUGGCCAACAUACACACGUCGGCCAAUACAAUAGCACAAGGCCCGCUCGUCCUUGUCGCUCGCCUCGCUGUCAUCGUGUGCGUGACCGUGUCCGUAUUCGUGUCCGUGCCCGUGUCCGUGUCCGUGCCCGUGGGUCCUUCUGGCCGCCGUGGGUCCAUGUGUCCGCUUCCGCCGAACGGAUAUAUUUUCGAAAUCCGCGCGAUUAACCCACGCACCCAGUAAAGCUGCAGCAGACAGCCAGGCAAAAAAUAGACCUACCAAAGGCACUUUUUUGCGCCAUUGUUGAACGGAUUGAUUGGUGAAUUGGUGAUUGUGCAGUUGUUCAAACGCUUUGAUUGCCGAAUUGUGACAUUGUUGAGCGCUGUUGGUUAUUGUGCAACUGUUGCUGCUGAAUGAGCGAUGCCAGCAGGGCCGCCUAAUUAUUGCGCAUUGCGCAAUCGAAUUUCAAAGCCAGGACCGAAAGUAACGCAAUAGAAUCUCAGAUCGGACGCCAAGGAUUGGAGAGGAUGACGUUGAUGUCAUUGGGCAGUCAUUGCGGAGACCCAUUAUUAAAGCUUAAUCCGUAAACGAAGCAAAUACAGCAGCCGGCAGGAGCGGAGCACUCCUCCGUGCCAUCAGAGUAGCAGCAGUAGCAGCAGAAGCAGCAGACCUAGUGGAGAGCAUAAAACAUGUGGACCACGGACUGCCCGAGAGCGUUGAAAGCGAUUUGCCUGGUGCCGCUGUGGCUGGUCCUGCUCCUCGAUUGCGGCCUGGUCGGCGGCGAGGUGCCACCGCACUACUGGGAGACCCCGUACUCGCAGCCGUACUUCGACAACUCCUCGAGGCGCGAGGUCACCGCAACCGUGGGUCAGGCGGCUCUAUUGCACUGCCGGGUGCGGAAUCUGGGCGAUCGAGCGGUUUCGUGGAUAAGGAAACGCGACCUACACAUCCUGACGGUGGGCAUUCUGACCUACACGAACGACCAGCGCUUCCAGUCGCUGCACUCCGAGGGUUCCGACGAGUGGACGCUGCGCAUCUCAUCGCCACAGCCCCGGGAUUCGGGCACCUACGAGUGCCAGGUGUCCACCGAGCCGAAGAUCAGCCAGGGAUUUCGCCUCAACGUGGUGGUGUCGCGGGCCAAGAUCCUGGGCAACGCGGAGCUCUUCAUCAAGAGCGGCAGCGACAUCAAUCUCACCUGCCUGGCGAUGCAGUCGCCGGUGCCGCCAUCGUUCAUCUACUGGUACAAGGGCAAGCGGGUCAUGAAUUACUCGCAGCGCGGCGGCAUCAAUGUCAUCACGGAGCGCUCCACUCGCACCAGCAAGCUGCUCAUCGCCAAGGCCACGCCGGCGGACUCGGGCAACUACACGUGUUCCCCGAGCAGCUCAGAUUCCGCCUCGGUGGUGGUGCAUGUCAUCAACGGGGAGCAUCCGGCUGCCAUGCAACAUGGCAAUAGCAGCGCCAGCUCCCUGCGCCCCCUUCCAGUGCCUUUCGUCCUUGCCACCAGGAUGUCGAUGACGGUGGCGGCUGUCGCCUGGAACUGCCACUUCAACUUCAAUGGCAACUGGAGCCCCGACUGGCAUUGGCAUUGGAACUGGAACAGGAACAGGAACUGGAACUGGAACUGGAAUUGGAGCCACCUGGCCGCUGGACUUUUGGGCAUCUGGAGCUGGAGCUGAUGCGGCUCGAGGAGGUGCCCCAAGUCGAACUCGAACUCCAAACGCUGAGCGACAGUCCCGGCCAAGUUGGGACUGAACCGCUCCUCCCCAGGUGCAUUUAAUGAGGGCGGAGGAGCGUCUUACGAACUAGUGUACAUAUACAGUGUGUCCUUUAACGAGUAUUAUCUAUAAGACAUUCCCGAGCAGGCAGACAGACGGACAGGCAGGCAGGCAGGCAGGCAGGCAGUAUUACGAAAAAACUUUUAAUCAACCACAGUCAACAGGAAAAGUCCAGGCAACAAACACUAUUCAUACCUAAGAAAAUUACCAAAAAAAAAAACAAA